Brassica napus (rape) is the source of this 2882-nucleotide messenger RNA. RefSeq lists its product as uncharacterized. The transcript has 7 exons. Bases 1225 to 2673 code for a protein of 482 amino acids. Lineage: Eukaryota; Viridiplantae; Streptophyta; Magnoliopsida; Brassicales; Brassicaceae. The record is from RefSeq and is a predicted model, not a curated record.
GGAUCUUCUUUUCAGAAAAUUGAUCCCAUGGGGAUCUCGAACUGGUCAGUGACGUAUGUUGAUUGGUCUAAACGAAGGCGGCAUCCAAAGACUUACAGAGCACAUGAGAUUUCAUUAGAGUUUAUGAAUAGUGUCUCGUCCGAGGAAAUGAGUGUGCACGUCACAAGUUUGGGAGAGCAUGGAGAGCUGCAUUGGCCUUGUACAUGGAACGGGAUUACACGGCCUUGUUAUCUGUUUGCAAGGAAGUUUCAUCCUGAUGCUCUCGACACAUUGGUCAACCUCUUCCAAAACUACACAAGCACGGUUGUCUGAGAUAGGAUUCUUGAGCCGCAAGUCUUUGACCUAAUUAUGUUCCAGAUGUUGAUUUUUUAGACACUGUAAAUUUUCUAUUUAUAAGAAAAUGAAAUAAUUCUUGGUCUUGUAAGUUGUGUUUCUUGAUGAAACUGAGAGCACAAUUAUCCCUGUCUCUCGGACAGGUUUCUUAGGGUAAUUAUGAUUUAAAGAAAAAGAAAAAAUGUAAAUAAGGCAAGAAACGUAUCUUAAUUAAGCGGUGGAAGAGCCGUCGCUUAGAGUACACGUGUAGUUAAAAAAAAAAACAAAGUCUUUCGAUUCUUCCCCUCUUCCUCUCUUCCGCUCGUUCGUCUCUAUCUCUUCCUCUCUAUCGCUUCGUCUCUGUCUCUCUGAUCGGACCUCCGUUUGGAUCUCUGUUCCAAGUCAAAACCAGAGAACUCUUGUUGAGAGUUGCUAUCGUCUCUCGAUCUUCUCCAACCGCUUUGAUUGUUUUUCUUCUUCUGAUCAUAUAAUUUCUGAAGAAAUCUUCAAUUUUCUAUGUAUGGAAGCCAUCAGAGAGAUAUCAAAGCAUCAAACUUUUGUUCAUCGUUCAAUUUUGUUCAAUUUUCGAUCUCAUGGAAGCCAUUAGAGAGAUAAAGGGCAAUAUAGGGAUGCAGAUUCUGGUUUUGGUUCUUUGUAAGCAAAGGAAAUGUUGGAGCAUUUAGAGAGUGUUCUAGCUAAUGAGCAUGUUGCUGUCAAAAGCGGCCACUACACUUGAUGAAACCCUUUGAUUUCGAAACAACCAGAGUCUUUUGCAAGGAUGUUGAAGUACUGAUGCAUGUAAAGACGAGAGCAUUUGAUCAUUAUAAGGGAUGGAGCUUGUACUUUGCAGAUGAUCCAAUCCAUAGAGAUGGUCGCUGAUGUGCGGCAGUUCCAAACUAUUGAAGCACGAGAAUGAAGCGCACGAAAACAUCAGCAAAGAAGAACACACAAGAAGAGGGUUCGUCUCAGCGAGAGACGCAAAGGCCAAAGAAGUGGGAUAAGUCUGAUACCACCCACUACAACAACAUGAAGAAGGUAGCCGUUCCGGCUACACAACUAGCAUGUCCUGAGACGAUGACAAUAUUGGGAAUCAAAGCAGACAUUGAAGGGCUAUUCCAGAACAUGGGUCUAGGCCAACUAUGCAACCUCAAGGAACCCACUUAUCCGGAGUUGGUACGCCAGUUCAUAGCAUCCGCAUACGUCAGCCGUCCCGAUGAUAGCCAUCAGGAAGGUUUUCUGGCAUUCGUAGUGCAGAAAGUAUACUAUGAGGUAUCUUUCACAGACCUCUGCGGACUAUUUGGAUUGAGUGCGGGGGAGAGGACAUCUGGUCUUUAUUGGACUUCAGAGCUGUUGAACUUCUGGGAAACGAUUGGCACAGGGGUUUAUAGAUCUUCUCAGGCAAAGGAGUCACUUAUCCGGAGCCCAGUACUGAGAUAUGCGACACGCCUCAUUGGCUCAUUGCUAUACGGGACAACCACAGCCGCAUCAGUCACGCAAUGGGAGUUGUGCCUCCUGUACCAAGGUGUGAGGCAUUUGCUACCGGCAUUUGGAAACUCUACAUUCCCACCUGCUACUGCCUUCAACAUGGGAGCGGUGCUGGCCGCAAACUUAGCAGGAUACAAGGGGAAAGUAACCAAAUCCAAGAGCAAUGCAUGUGGAUUUGGUGCAGUGAUUACUCGGAUCCUUAGACAUGUGGGUGUAGACUGCCAGAACCAGCAGGUAGCACUGGACAGAUCGAACAACAUUGCUUGGAACUACCUGGAUGUCAUUUCUCUAGUAAGUAAGGAGUUCAUAGCUGGUCCCCACUCGAGGAUCGAUCGGGAUGGUCCUUACGUCUACGUAUUCCAGGACCGAGCGAAGAAAACACUCUACUGCCACCUGCCUCAGAUCGGCCUGACUGCUCUACUUUCAGAGGCUGCAGUUGAGUUCCUACCCCCUGCUACCGCACUAGUAGACAAGCCAUCCUUCUUCACGCCAAAAUAUCAGACCAAAGGCAAGGCCGUGGUUGAUGAAGAAGGAGAAGAUGAGGCUGCACAAGCCAUUCCAGAUGAUUCACAACCCCAUCAGCUACUCCCAUCAGACUCCAGCCAGUACAAGCUGCAAGAGCUUCCACCGAACGCCACUUCGCGCCAGCAACAACAUUGGAGAGAUCAGAGCAUAAAGACAAACAACGACAUGCUACACAAGAUCUGGGCUGCCAUUUCACGUAUCAGGCCGUGUCGUUGCCAAAAGGAUGAUGUAGUUCAUCGGGACAACUCUCCAUCCAGCUCUGGUUCGGGUUCGAGUGGUACACACAGGGUAAGAAAGAGGUCCAAGAGACCCAACGAUGCAGGAACAUCUGGAGCAGGAGACGAGGAGUAGGAGCUAUCACCGGCCAGUAUUGCCAUUUGAUUUCCGACCGCGCUAUUUUAUUUUCUUUUUAUUCUAACGUUUUAUGGUCUUAUUUUCUGUUAAUUUUGAACUUAGUUUUUUUUUUCUUAAUUAUGAGUUCGUAUUUCUUUUACAUGGUUUCUUCGUUUUAUUUGGUUGUGUUUUGAGUAGUUUUUAAUUCGUAUUCAGCUUUGCCUUGC